GGCUGAGGUUACUUGGCAUUCUGGGACACAAACAGUGGUCUGUAUGAAUAGCCUGAACAUCGACAGCAUCCACUCAGGAGAGAGGAGGACGAGUGAAACAACAACAGCGGCAGCUAGCCAGGAGACAAACAGCAAACUGGACUUUCACAUCCGACUUGUGCGUCCCGUUUGUCGCUCUGGUGUCCGGGAGAGGGCGGCUGAAAGGCCGUUGGCGGUGGUUUUAGUCUCGGGAAUGCACCGUUGGACUUUAUCCACGCAGAGAGCUAGUUAGCUAACGACGGGAGUAAGUUAGCUUUGCGGUGAUUUGUGCUGGUGAGUUAUUGCUGUAGCUGGAUGUGAAUGCUGAAAGUUGAUGCUGAUGCACAGGCUCUCCUCUUGUCGCGUCGACCCGUCUUUCUCGUGUCUCGACAGCCCCCUCCGGCUACUGACUCAACCCUGUCCUGAGCGAAGUGAUAAUAACUGUGAAGAUGGCGAGUGUUUUAGACAGCGACUACAAAACUGACAACAUCAAGGCUCUGUGCUGGCAAUUUACCCAGCUAGUGUACCCGAGAUAAACUGCUAAUACGGUUAAGUUGGACUGUUAAUGUAAUGGCAAAGGGUUAUCUGUAUGUCUUACUACGCCAGUGCAGUAAGAGCAGCAGAGAAAUGGACUACUACUGCUGAAGCCAUCGUCUUCAAAGUUUAUGAAUACUUGUCUCUGUUGACAUGGACUUGGGCCGGGCGUAAACGCUGUCUAGGAACCUCUAACAUAACAGCUGUUUCCAGGUCAUCAGAGCUCCGCGGCUGGUCCCCAGAGGGUAUUUUAGGACAGACAUGUCAAUGUCAGGGGCUACCACCGUGCAGCUUUUCACCAAGCUUGUAAAGCACGCAGUGGGCAAGACGCAGAUUCAGCUGAACCGCUGGCUGCAGAGGUCAGCCACGGAUGAGUGUGACAAAAUUGACAUCCUAAUAUGCAGCGCCUUUGAUGAGAGAGGGACUGGCUUGGGGAAGUCAGACGGUGUCCCCGAGGCUGGCGGUGACGCAGGGGGGGCGACCUUCAGCAGUGCAGAGUUCAGACACCCGUGCUGUAUCACCACCUUCUGCUUCAAGAGCGCUCUGCUGGCAUGCAUCCUCACUGCUGUGUGCUUCUCUUCGGUGGCCCUAGUGCGCCAAUACCUCAAGGACCUCCUGCUCUGGGUGGAGAGCUUGGACAGCUUUGUUGGAGCCAUGCUCUUUAUAGUUGGUUUAAUUAUCGUGUCCUUUCCAUGUGGCUGGGGAUAUAUUGUUCUCAAUGUGGCUGCUGGCUACCUCUAUGGCUUCGUGCUGGGCAUGGGACUAGUUAUGGUGGGAGUUUUAAUAGGGACCUUUGUGGCACACUUGGUGUGCAAACGACUGUUGACUGACUGGGUGCUGAACAAAGUUGGAAACAACGAACAACUCAGUGCUGUCAUACGAGUGGUGGAAGGAGGAAGUGGACUCAAAAUUGUGGCCUUAGCAAGACUCACCCCCAUACCCUUUGGGCUUCAAAAUGCAGUUUUCUCGAUCACAGAUGUGUCCUUGCCAAACUACCUGGUGGCCUCCUCUGUGGGUCUGUUGCCCACACAACUUCUCAAUUCCUACCUGGGCACCACGCUUCGCACCAUGGAGGACGUCAUCGCUGAGCGCAUCAGCGGCUACUUUGUGUUCAGCCUGCAGAUCAUCAUCAGCAUCGGCUUGAUGUUCUACGUGGUGCAUCGCGCUCAGGUAGAGCUCAACGCAGCCAUCGCCGCCUGCCAGAUGGAGCUGAAGUCAUCGCACAUGAACGGCUCCUCCACCAAUCACAGCAGCUUCACCUACUGCAGCAAGAGGGCGACAGCUGGCAGCGGAAACUGCAUCAACAUCGUGUGACUUUGAAUCGCUACACGUGGCGGUAGCUGCCGUGACCGUUCAGUGAGAUGUGCAUAGCUUAAGGGAACCUGCACAGUUCAGCCGGUGUCCAAAACAUGCUGGUGGCGUGGUGACAUAUGCAGCGCUCAUCCUGGCAUCUCGCUCUGAGCCCCCUGAAAGUGUACGCCUGUAGUUGGUACAAAAGUGUUGGACCAUGCACCUGAGAGUAACAGUGUUGUUGAAAGUGGUACGUCAUAAUGGUAGUUUUGUUGUUUUUUGUUUUUUUUAGUUAAUAUUUUUAUUAAGGCAUUUACAUCGUUACACGAUAUGACGUUCUCACGGCAGCUUGUGAAAUAGUCACAAUAUUUAAUCUUUGCAUUUGUGUUCAUGGGCAUAAAUUGUAGCGCAUCCAGUUAAAAAGUCCGUUAGGAGGCAGGAGGUGGUGACACUGGUGUAAGUUAAUCACUCGAGCCUUUAGUUUCGGUCCUUGACAGGGCUUCUAAACUUUAUUACCUUACACUUAAGUUUAAUAUUUUCUUUCAAUUGUUUGGCUUUAGGCCCUAAAACCAAUAAGAAAAAGAUUUUUGGGUUAAAAUACAAAGCUUUCUGCUUGAUUUCAAGUUUUCCAGAUUAUCUGACGUGACUGUUUCACUUUUGCCGUGAGAGUAGGUUAAUUUAUGACAGGUAGCGCAGUGAGGUAGUUAUUAAAUACAUACCAGGAAAUGAACUGCCGGCUAUAUGUUUGAAUGUGCAAUCCGGAGCUUUCGAGAAAAGAACACCAGCCUAUGCAACCUUCAUUUCAUAUAUACCUGUUUCUGUUUUAUUUCAGGUGAUCAAAUUAUUUGAUUUGUCUACAUCCUUUGCUUAUUUACAGUAUGAUUAAUAAGGGCAUUAUUAAUAUUUUUGAAUUGUUUUGCAUUUGCAUGUUUUUAAAUUUUUCAAAGUGUCUUUAUUUUGGACUAGGAGGAAAACGGGAAAGCUCCCAGUGCGCACUGCAGGGCUCUCUGCAUGCGGGCAGUGUGGCUGUCUUCUGGCUUAAACCACAUCAGCUGAAUUGGCUCUCCUGCCUGGAUAUCAGUUGAGCCCUUCUGCAGGUUUGAUAGGAGCAGCUGAAGAGGAGAGCAGGAAAUUCAGGAAUGUUUCUGCCAGGAAGUUUAAAGUACAUGUUUAACUCAGAGCUGCGCGCCCUGCGAGAGAUUCACAUGUAUUGAACUGAGAUGUCAGCAAAUGUUUAAUGAUUCAUUUCAUGAUUAUUUUUUUUUUUUAUUGUUUAUUUUACAUUUUGUUUUGACUGUGAGAUUUUUUUUCAUAAGGUAUUAAUAGGUGUUUGUUUAAAAUGGUAGUUUUGAUAAAUCAGUGCAAUACAUCGAGGAGCAAACGGCAAGAAUGUCACAUUUCAGUGCUGAAACCAAACUAAUGAGAAAUGCUGUCACGCAUACAACAUAACACAAACCCAAGUCUGUCUUUAGUGUAGGGUUUUCCUUACUGACAUAGAGGCGCGAGCUCGAUGAGAUAAGCUUUUAUUUUUUAAGGUGCCAUGAAUUGAUGAAGCUUAUCAGACGUUAUGACACUGACCCCACCUGAGGUGAGGCUACGUGCAACUUAAGGCUUUUUACUUGUAGGUGAUGAUAGAUGUCACCUGUGAACUUUUUUUUUUUAUUAUUAUUUGUUUAAGCUCUUAAUACAACAACAAGGAUCUCAUGCGUAGGUUCUUUUGCACAGUCCACUACAGACAAACAUUAUUUUCAUACAGAUGAACUAGAAAUGGGUUUGGUUGGUCAAAAGGAGAACUGGAUGUGUCUCAGAUGCCGACAAUCAAACACAACAUGGACACUAAGUGAUGAAUGUGAUACUACUUUUUAUUUUUACAUUUAUUGUGAUGCUGCUCCUCAGACCAAGUCUGAUAGAGGAUUAUUAGGGCUCCUAUAAAAUUCUAAUCUUACUGUCCCUGUAGUUGUUCACAAAAGCCUGCUUUGUGAUGCUGGCACAACUUUUUGUUUUUUUCUUUUUAAUUAUAAUUUUUGUACCAGUUUGAUGUUCUUAAAGCCAGAAUCGGUCUUUGCCCAAACACAUUCCACGCUGUCAGCCGCCUGGCAAGCUGUAGUUAUUUUCACACUAAAUGUUGAUUCAAGGGCCCCUUCCUGUUUGAAUUUAGCAAUAAUUUUGAUAGUUAA
Archocentrus centrarchus (flier cichlid) is the source of this 4019-nucleotide messenger RNA. RefSeq names its product transmembrane protein 64 (gene tmem64). Lineage: Eukaryota; Metazoa; Chordata; Actinopteri; Cichliformes; Cichlidae. Gene Ontology annotation, biological process: regulation of cytosolic calcium ion concentration; positive regulation of bone resorption; positive regulation of osteoclast differentiation. The record is from RefSeq and is a predicted model, not a curated record. Gene Ontology annotation, cellular component: endoplasmic reticulum.